AUGACGACAUACGUCAGGAACGACAGCGAUGCAAGCUCCGGCUCUCCUGGUCGUAAGAAGGAAGCUGCAGAUGCGAUCGAAAUGGUCCCAACACAAAGCCACCAAGAUCAAGCCCAACCCAGCGGCCCGCUAAUGCUUACUGAGGCGAACUCGAAGAAGAACACGGGAUAUGCGUUCACGAACAAGCGCAAGUGGGCAAUCCUGACGGUAGUCGGACUCUGCCAAACCAGCAUGAAUUACAACGCAGCGGUCUAUUCCAACGCAAUAGGGCCACUUAACGAACACUACCACCUGGGUAGCAACCACUUCACCAACGCCAGGGCUGGCAUGGCAUGGUUUUUGAUCCUAUACGGUAUCGGUUGCGAACUCUGGGCACCCUGGUCCGAAGAGUUCGGACGUAAACCCAUCAUGCAGCUGUCACUCUUCACCGUCAACAUCUGGCAGAUCAUGGCCGGUGCCAGUACCUCAUGGAGUCAUGUACUGGCUGCACGCCUGCUCGGCGGUCUCUGCUCCGCAGGUGGUUCUGUAACCCUCGGAAUGGUUGCGGACAUGUUCGAUCCCGAAGAGCAACAACUCCCUAUCCUCUGGGUCAGCUUGUGGAGCUGUCUAGGCUCAGUCAUCGGUGGCAUUUGCGGUGGCCGUAUCGAGCAGUUCCUUCACUGGCGAUGGAACUUCUGGAUUCAGCUCAUUCUUGGGGCCACAGUCCAGCUCAUCCACUUCGUCUAUGUUCCCGAGACCAGGUCGACGGUCAUGCUCAACAAGGAAGCUAAGAAGAGCCGCAAGCAAAACCCAGAGGCCAACGUCGUUGGGCCAACCGAACACGAGAAGCUUGACUUCAUGGCUUGUCUCAGGAUCAUGGGUCGUCCAUACAAAAUGCUAGUCUGCGAACCAAUCGUUGGCUUCCUGUCACUGCUCAGUGGAUUCAGCGACGCACUCAUCUUCAGCUUCUUGGAAUCGUACGGGUACGUGUUCGGGAAGGAUGGCUGGGGCUUUACUCCUAGUCAGCUAGGACUCGCCUUGUUUGCCCUCUUCAUCGGCUACUGGUUAGCAGCAGUGCUGUAUUACCCAGUCAUACGACGACACAACCAGCAGCGUGGCAACGGUCAAGUGCUCAGCCCUGAGAGCCGACUGUCAGCCCUCCGAUGGAUCGUACUGCUUCUUCCCAUCGGCUUGUUCGGCUCCGCAUUCGUAGUUACUGGCCCGCCUCUGCCAUGGAUCGCACCCCUCAUAUUCGCCGUCUUAAUCGGAUGCGCAAACCUUGCCAUCUACUUUGCCACCAUUGACUACAUGGUCGCCGCUUACGGAGGAACUUAUUCAGCAUCAGCCACCGGCGGCAAUGGUUUUGCUCGAGAUGUCCUUGCGGGUUUAUGCUCCUUCUACACCGGGCCAAUGUACAAGAAGCUCGGUGUCCAGAAUUCGACAUGGGUCUUGUUUGCGGUCUCCGCCCUCGUAUGCGCCCCGGUCUUCUUCAUCUACAAGUGGGGUCCUAGCAUCAGGUCUCGAAGCUCGUACGCACAGCGGAUUAAGGAGGAAAGAGAGAAGAGUGCUGCGUUCGAGCAAACAACGCAAGGUCAGGCGUAG
Messenger RNA from Alternaria postmessia, 1581 nucleotides. RefSeq lists its product as uncharacterized. NCBI's taxonomy places the organism in Eukaryota, Fungi, Ascomycota, Dothideomycetes, Pleosporales, Pleosporaceae. Bases 1 to 1581 code for a protein of 526 amino acids. Gene Ontology annotation, biological process: transmembrane transport. Gene Ontology annotation, molecular function: transmembrane transporter activity. The record is from RefSeq and is a predicted model, not a curated record. The transcript has a single exon.